This is a messenger RNA of Rana temporaria (common frog), 2602 nucleotides long. It is a transcript of the gene AOC1, whose product is annotated as amine oxidase copper containing 1. The transcript is spliced from 5 exons. NCBI's taxonomy places the organism in Eukaryota, Metazoa, Chordata, Amphibia, Anura, Ranidae. Gene Ontology annotation, biological process: amine metabolic process; response to antibiotic. Gene Ontology annotation, cellular component: plasma membrane. Gene Ontology annotation, molecular function: quinone binding; diamine oxidase activity; copper ion binding. The record is from RefSeq and is a predicted model, not a curated record. Bases 107 to 2359 code for a protein of 750 amino acids.
CGGAGUGCAGAAGAUAGUUCCGCAUAUUACAGCGCAGAGCGAUGAGAAGAGACACUCCGACUGCCGAAGUUCUCCUGGACCGCCGACCCCAUUAAGGUGCUGAAGAAUGGACAUCAUGAGGAGUACCUACCUUCUACAGGUGGUGGGCGUGCUUUGUAUGACGGCCGCCAUCUCCCAAGGAAAGUCCUCAUCCAUGGGUCGGUACAUGGCCUCUGUAUUCUCAGACUUGACUCCCGAGGAGAUGAAAUCCAUAAAAAGUUUUCUCGUGGAGCAGCAGCAACUCAACCUGGUUUCCAGCCAGAAGACGUACGGCAAAAACACCAUUUUUAUGAUGGAGCUGAAUUUGCCAAAAAAGAGUAAAGUUUUGAAAUUCUUGGAUAGUGAUGGCAAAAAUAAACCCCUCCGAGAGGCCAAAGUUGUAAUAUUUUUCGGUAACCAACCCAACCCCAACGUCACCGAAUUCCUUGUGGGUCCCCUCCCCCACCCGUAUUAUUACCGACGGAUCAAUCCCAGAGGAAAGAAGCUGAUCAGUUUCGAGUCCCGGCCCGUGAUCAACGUGGAAUACGAGAAGAUCCAGAAGAAGCUGGUAGAGGUCACCAAGGAAUUUAACCACUUAUUACUGGAAGUUUCCGGUUAUUCGUUUUAUAACUGCUCCAAGCGCUGCCUGGCGUUCACCGACAUUGCUCCUCGCGGCUUGAGGUCCGGAGAGCGCCGCUCUUGGAUAAUCUUGCAGAGGUUUGUCGAUGGCUUUUUCCUCCACCCUAUAGGCUUCGAGAUCCUCCUCAAUCACCGUUCCCUCAACCCCGAGGAGUGGACGGUGGAGAAGAUCUGGUAUAACGGACAAUACUUUGAUAGCGUCAAGGAACUUCUUCAAAAAUAUGAAAAAAAGGAGCUGAACGUUAUUCCUCUUACGCAUUUUACCGAGGAAGAUCCCUACUCCACCUACAUGCCGCGUGGGGACUUCAAGACCAACACCAACGUUCAUGGACCCAAAAUAUGCGAACCUCAGGGCAAGCGGUACAAAGUUUUGGGUAACUAUGUUGAGUAUACAGGGUGGAGCUUUGCGUUCCGUGUGCGUCCGUCUGCAGGCUUACAGAUCUUCGACAUACAGUACAACAACGAACGCGUAGCCUAUGAGGUGAGCAUCCAGGAGGCCAUUGCAUUUUAUAGCGGGGUCACUCCGGCGGCCAUGCAGACCAAGUACAUCGAUUCCGGGUGGGCAAUGGGAACGGUACACUAUGAGUUGGCCAAGGGCAUCGACUGCCCUGAAGUGGCCACUUACCUGGACUUGUACAACUUUUAUGACACAGAUGAGCCCGUGCGUUAUAAGAACGCUUUGUGCAUCUUUGAACUGCCCACGGGGAUGCCAUUACGCCGCCACUUUGACAGCACCCACGACGGCGGCUACAACUUCUACGCCGGGGUGGAGAACCACGUGCUGGUGGUGAGGACAACGUCCACCGUCUACAACUACGACUAUAUCUGGGACUUCGUCUUCUACCAGAACGGGGUGAUCGAGGUGAAAGUCAGCGCCACGGGCUACAUCCAUGCCACGUUUUUCACCCCCGAUGGCCUUCACUAUGGAAGUAAAGUCUACAGCCACGUCCUGGGGAACCUGCACACUCACCUGGUGAACUACAAGGUGGACCUGGACAUUGCAGGCGCUGAAAACAGUUUUGAAACGAUCGAUCUGAAAUACGAGAAUAUUUCCAACCCCUGGAGCCCCGGUGACUUCAUCGUCCAAUCCCGGAUGGACAGACAGCUGAGGUCCAGCGAGAGGACAGCCGCCUUCCGAUUUGGGGAGCCGCUGCCCCGGUACCUGAUGUUCAUGAACCCCAACAAGAAGAACAAGUGGGACCAUUACAGGAGCUACCGGAUCCAGUACAAUUCCCACGCCCACAGCGUGCUGCCCCGAAAGUGGGACGCGGAGAGAGGGAUCGCCUGGUCCAGGUACAGCCUGGCGGUGACGCGGCACAAGGACUGGGAGCAGACCAGUAACAGCAUGUAUAUCCAAUCCGAUCCCUGGGAUCCCGCCAUCAACUUCGAGAACUUCCUCCGCAACAACGAGGACAUUGAGAACAAAGACCUGGUGGCCUGGGUGACUGUUGGCUUCCUCCACAUCCCCCACUCUGAGGACAUCCCCAACACUUCCACCCCGGGGAACUCGGUGGGAUUCUUCCUCCGACCCUUCAACUUCUUCGAUGAAGAUCCGUCGGUGGCCUCCAGGUCCACGGUCAUCGUCAGACCAACAGACAAGACCUUCAGUAAAGUGACCAUCAAACGCUGGACUCCGGAGGUUGUUGGCCAAUGUGUGUCGGAGAAACCCUUCCGGUAUAACGGCACCUACUUCUCCGACUGAGAGGUCACCUUGGAUGUCUAUGGGAAGGGAGAAUGGCCGAGGGUUGGACACUGAGAAUACAUUAGAAGACGUAGAGGAACCUCUGGACGGCAGGAGGCCUCUCGGUUCUCAUGGAGAUCUUUCUAUGGAGCCCCAGAAGAGCAAAGCUGCAGCCAACAGACUUUUCUAUCUCCUCUUUAUAGGAAAUUGUAAAAAAAAACUGAGUCGAGUCACCCGAGUGCAAUAAAUGGCGUGUGUGCUGGA